This is a messenger RNA of Fonsecaea multimorphosa CBS 102226, 786 nucleotides long. RefSeq lists its product as uncharacterized. Bases 1 to 786 code for a protein of 261 amino acids. The transcript has a single exon. Lineage: Eukaryota; Fungi; Ascomycota; Eurotiomycetes; Chaetothyriales; Herpotrichiellaceae. The record is from RefSeq and is a predicted model, not a curated record.
AUGGACUCACUCACCUCGACCCUUGUCACACAGUACCACAAGCUCAUCGACGCGGUCAGCGCCCGGCCACGCCAGACAGCUGCGACAACGACGGCGGUCGCACUAACACUAUCCCUCGCAUGGGUGGUCAGUGACUUUCACGCGUGGAAGUCCUUUGGCACAGGAGGCACUCCGCCCACCUGGGCCGGGUACUGGCGCAUGACCAAGCUGCGACUGAACCGCAUGCUGCUGUUCGGCAAGGACGACCUCGCCGACCCGUCGCCGCUCUCGUCCUCGGGGCCCAAGUAUCUCGACCCAGCCGCCCUGCCAGCACGAGAGGGCGCCCGACCACCGACCAUGGCCCGCACCAUGCCGCAGCGCCAAGUUCCCUACAAGGCCGGCACGGCAGACCCGGGAGUCGAAGAGCGUGUGAAAUCCAUGAUGGCCGCCUUCGCCGCCCAACACCCGUCGAUUUUGGAUCUGCGCCCCAGCAAGACCGAAGGCGGAAGCACCGACGCCAUCUACGCCAAGCCGACCCUCGACACCCUCAACGUCAAGGCCAAGGACAACAAGAUCCUCGGCACCGAGAUCGCCCACGCGCACCCUUCUGACGGGAGCUUGCACGUCUGGCUGUCCGAGGCGGAUGCCAAGACCGUGGUCGAGAAGGGAUGGGGUCUGAGGUUCCCGCUCAAGUUUGUCGAUAAAGGGUGGGCCAUGGUCUAUGCCCCGCGCACCAUGGCCGAGGUGGACGUUGUGGAGCGCAUUGUGCGAGCGGGUAUUGCGUGGAUUUCUGGCGUCGAGGUUUGA